Ostreococcus lucimarinus CCE9901 is the source of this 3455-nucleotide messenger RNA. RefSeq lists its product with no specific name. The transcript has a single exon. The record is from RefSeq and is a predicted model, not a curated record. Lineage: Eukaryota; Viridiplantae; Chlorophyta; Mamiellophyceae; Mamiellales; Bathycoccaceae. Bases 164 to 3433 code for a protein of 1089 amino acids.
CGACUCGACGCGAACGGCGACGCGCGCGACGCGCGAACGCGAGGGACGCCGACGCGAACGCGCGACGCGCGACGCGCGCGGGACGAGACGCGACGCGCGAGCGACGCGGACGCGCGAUCGACGACCGAACGCGUCAACACCCUUCGACGACCGCGGCGAGAAGAUGGCGCGCGGUGAGCGCGCGCCGCUGCUGGCGCGAGGCGAAGACGUCGAGCGCGGACUUCGCGAUGACGACGCGGCGAUCGGCGCGGCGGACGCGUCGAAAGGCGCGAGAGAGGGACGCGAGGGACGGGGAAGGACGCGGACGACGGCGCUGGCGCUGGGCGGAUGCGCGGCGCUCGCGAGCGUCGCGGCGUACGCGAUGACGGCGGGUUCGGGGUCGAAGGCGACGAUGACGGCGAGCGGUGCGAGCUUGGGGGAGCGAUUCGCGGCGAAUCGGGCGCAGAUGGUGGCGAGACGACGACAGGCGCGCGCGCGGGCGAAUCGUAAACGCGCGGCGAACGAGCGAAGGAUGAAGGCGGAACGCGAAGAAAAGGUGAAUGAGGUUUUGAUGACGCUCGCGAAGGAGAAGCCGGAAGACGCGAAGACGAUGGUGGAGAAUGCGAUCGAGCGAUGGGAGGCGAAGCAAGCGGCGCGAGCCAAGGCGAGCUUGGGCGAAGACGAACGGGCGCCGAAGCGGCGCGCGUCGCGUCGACGCGAACGACGCGAACACGCGCGCAGAAGCACCACGAAAGGACGCCGUGCUCACGUGGCCGAGGCGCGUAUGGGCGUGGGCGCUGAGACGUCGGUGGAGAGUCUGUCCCGCGGAGACGCCGCCGUGCGAGCCAAGGGUGAAGAAAAAAUUCGGCAAGUCGAGGACGAAUCCGAUGAGCUCAUCACUGAAAUCAGUUCUUCCGUGGUCAAGCGCGUAGGAAAGAUUAAGGCUGCAGCCGAGGCCGAAGGCUCGGAACAAGCGAGAGACGCCGCGCGAGCCGAGGCCGAGAAGUUUGUACAGGCGGCGAACGAACGCAUCGAACGCAUCGAAGAAAAGACGGCGACGCGCGUAUCGAUGAUCAAGGAUCUGACGAUGCAACACAUGUCGUAUGACGGUCGUAACGCGUACUCGGCGCAAGUGGGCCAGAGUGAGGUGGCCAACAUGGGUGAAUCCGAAACGAACGAUCCUGACUCCGCCGACGAGCAAGAAGACGACGAGGACGAGGACGAGGAGUUGGUCGAAGAUUUGCUGGCGGAUGGCGAACAAGAACAAGAAGAACAAGAAGACGCUGGUAGUGGCAAUCAGGUUGUGCCGGGGACGGCGACGGAGACGGAGACAGGGAGUGACGAAGAAGACGAGGCCAACGAAGCAGCCGAAGAAGAAGAAGAAGAUCAUGAGAUCAACAAGCUGUCCAACGUCGAACUCAUUCAGUUAUUGGAUGACAAACUCGAUAACCUGGAACAGAGUAACGAAGACUUCAAAUCGGCGAUUACUGAGCAAAUCGAAGGCUUGUCGACAAGAAUGUCUAACCUCGAGAAUUCAUCGGAGGAGCUGCAGGACGACGUCACGGAGAUGGCGCUCGACGAGCACUACGACAACGACGAGGACGGCGACGGCGACAGCGACAGCGACAGCGACGAGGACGGCGACGAGGACGGCGACGGCGACGGCGACGGUUAUCCCAGAGACGAGACCAUCGACGGCAACUACCCCACCGGGAACGGUAAAUAUCCCGCCGAUAGCAACGGCAACUAUCCCACCGCCCAAACCGUCACCGUCGAUGAAAACGCCUUGAGCAUCAGCGCGGUCAAUGACCAAAUUUCCAAUCUCACGGCGCAGCUUCAGAACGCCACCGCCGCCGCCGCGCAAGCGCAAGCGACUCAGGAACAAUUGGAUCAGACGCGAGCUGAGCUUGCGGCGGCGCAAGCGCAGCUUAACGCUCGUUACUUCGAUUUGGACGUUUUCCGUAGGCGUCCGGUCGGUCUCGAACCGGAUUUCCAAACCAGUGACCCGACCGCGGAAUCUGGCGCAUUUUACGCUUGCGACGUGCAAAAUCAAUGCAUGACGGGCGCGACGCUUUUGACACGUAAUAAUAAGUUGCUCGCGAUGAAGGGCGUGUGCGACAACGGCGCGAAGUCGACGGAUUUGUCUUCAGGAUCCUAUGAAAUGUUCCCGACGCACGGUACGAUUGACUUUUCGUCGACGGACACCGACAACGAGUGCACGAUGGAAUUCGGUGAAAACUCGCGGUCGGUUUGGAUUCGCAAGGAAAAUGAUUUUGUCAUCGCCAUGUCCAAGGACGGCUCCGCACACACGCGGUGUGGUCGCGAUGUCGCGAGCGCGUCUUCCAUCAAGUAUCAGUGCCAAAAUCCGAAAGCGUGCAUCACGGGAUAUCACAUCAAGAAUCAGUACGGCAACUUCGAUGGCGACGCGAGCACACGCACCGAAGAAGACUUGGCUAUAUCCGUCGUUGAUUUCGUGUGCUCCGACGGCAGUUUCGCCGUCGACCCGGUUUCACUGCGACCGGAUUACGGCCAAAUUAGAGUUGAACCAGAAUUUACCAUUGGCUUGGCGAACACGCCGCGAAAGGAUGGUUCGGUCAGGCGCACGGUGACGCCGUAUUUGCGACUCAAGACGAAUACGGUAGUGAGCGAUUCGUUUCUCUUGGCUGUUCGCGUCCGCGACGUGACCGCGUUGACCGAACAAGAGAAACACGGUUGGUGUACGCAACAACACGUGCAAGCGCACCUAAACGCUCCGCACACGUGCAAAGAUGGAAGCAAGCUGUGCGCGAAGCCGGCGUUUGUGUUCAACCCAGGCGGAUCAGAGUAUGAGUUGAAAUUUGGCGAACAGACGUUCGAUCUUCUCGACGCCCAAGCGCACGAAUCCGCGCGCAUCGUCGUUGAGAACGAAGACCAAGCAAACGACGCACGCGUCAAAAACUUUCCGAUGCCGGCGAAUGAGGAAUUCUUCAUGUUUGGUCAUCACUACGAAGUGUGCGUCGCCGCCAUCGAGCGUUCGAGCUUCAAAACUAAAAUCAUCGACCCAAGCACGGGCGCGGUGAAGGAUUCGUUCUACAAUCGCCACCUCGACGGUUCCGCGCACCUCGUCGGCUUGGCCACGACGGGCGAGCUCUCCGUCACCAUGGAAGGGGGACCGAGACACUUCAACAUCGUCGCUCCAGCGGCGCCGACGACCGCUGAUUUACAAAAUCUUCAGUGUUACGACAACGAUUGCGCCAUUUCGGGCGGUGUCGCCCCGGUGGUGAGCGCGCAGAGCCAAGUGUCGCCGCAACCGACGCCGCAACCGACGCCGGCGCCGCAACCGACGCCGCGACCGAACGACGGCGUCGCGACGCUCGCCAAGGAAUCCGCGCAGCAAAAGACGCACGUCACCACCGUCCUCGACGCGCGCAAAGCGCUCGAAGCGCGUCUCCAAGACGCGCAGCGGCGCCAUUAAAGUAGCCCCAUUAAAGUACCCU